This is a messenger RNA of Leptinotarsa decemlineata (Colorado potato beetle), 2178 nucleotides long. RefSeq names its product esterase B1. Lineage: Eukaryota; Metazoa; Arthropoda; Insecta; Coleoptera; Chrysomelidae. The record is from RefSeq and is a predicted model, not a curated record.
AAAGUCUUAUAGACAUGUGUAUUAAUAGAUCUCACACACCAUGCAAAACUCUCAUUAAAAAUUAUAUCAGUAAGUGAAUUCGAUCAUGAAUGGAGAAUCUGAGAUGGAUGUGAGGAAGUGAUAUACAAAAAGGAUUGGCGAUUUUAGGCAAACGUCUGUCUACAGCACGUUUCCAUACUGUUGAAUAAACGCUAUUGUCGAUAAUGUAAUUGAAAAUGUGGCAUAAAUACGGCAGAAUAUCAGGACAACAGUAAAACAACAUUCUGAUGCUAAUUUGGUCAACGCCCACAGCAUUGGACUCAAUUGACAGCAAAUGUCUAUAAAUAUGUGAUUCAUCAAUGUUCGAGAAGUUGAACUGGUUAACACUUGCUUUCAAGAUACGUUCAUAGUUUCGAGGUGUAGUGAAAACCCUUGCUUGAAGUAUUUGGUGAAAUUUACUGCGCAGAAUAUUAUUUCUGAUCACAAUUAUAAAAACAGUUUUAUGAUUUGCUUCAACGAUAAGUGAUUUAAGUGUAUGUGAGCAAUUCACUAAAAAUAAUUUGGUAGUACCAGCGUCUUGAAAAAAUGAGUCAAAAUUCACCUAUAGUGGAAAUAUCUCAGGGAAAACUGAAAGGGGCCAUCUGGAAGGACUACGAUGGCAAUGAUUUCUAUACAUUUCUGGGAAUUCCUUAUGGAAAGCCACCUGUGGGAGAAUUGAGGUUCAAGGCACCUGUUAUUGCAGAAGCAUGGAAAGGAAUAAGAGAUGCAAGUGUGGAAGGAAGUAGAUGCUUUUCAAGGCAUGAACGAACUGGAGAGAUUGGAGGAUCAGAGGAUUGUUUGAAUUUGAACAUCUACACCAAAGCACUUCCACACGAAAGUAAUCAACUCAGACCUGUAAUGGUGUAUAUACACGGCGGAGGAUUUACAAGUGGAUCGAACAGUCCAAAAAUGUACGGCCCGGAGUUGCUCAUAACAGAAGACAUAGUGAUGGUAGCAAUAAACUACCGCAUUGGGAUAUUCGGAUUUCUCUGUCUGAAAGACCCUUCUCUGGAAAUACCCGGAAACGCCGGUUUGAAAGAUCAAGUCCUGGCUCUGAGAUGGAUACGAGAAAACAUCGAAAAGUUUAAUGGCGAUCCCAACAACAUCACAAUAUUUGGCAAUAGUGCUGGGGCUGUAUCUGCGAGUUAUUUGAUGCUUUCACCAACCGCCAUAGGGUUAUUCCAUAAAGUUAUACUACAAAGCGGUUGCGCUUUGAAUUUUUAUGGAGAUGGAAAUUGGGUGGCUCUAAAAAUUGCGAAAUUUCUCGGAGAAGAAGUGGAAAGUGAAGAAAAGGCAUUACAAGUUAUUAAGAAUGCAUCUAUGGAAGAGUUAAAUGAAGUCAGAGAGAAAAUGAGUGUGGAUUUCAAAGCAUCAACACAUAGACACUUUGGAGCAGUUAUCGAGUAUCCAAAUUCAUCAGCAUUCCUAACAAAACAUCCCUUAGAAAUCAUCCAAUCUGGAGUGUACAACAAGGUGCCAAUGAUGAUAGGGUAUAAUACGCGAGAGGCUAUGUUGAUGUUGGGUGAAGGGCCCGUAAAGGAAGUGAAUCCAGAAGAUCAAAUUCCAUGGCAAAUGGGGUUAGAGAAAGGUAGCAAGGCGUGGGAGACUGUCUGUGAUAAAAUAAGAGACUUCUAUUUGAAAGGGAAGAAUAAAUCCGAUCCUUUUCUGCCUGCUACGGAUGCCUUAUUCAUUACUGGAAUCAUUGCUACAAUAAAACACCACCUGGUCAAUUUGGGCAAACCGAUUUUUUUAUAUAGAAUGAGUCUUGAGGCGCGAUUGAAUCUACUGAAAGUCCUCUUAAAAGCGGAGAAGCUGCCUGGUGCUUGUCAUGCAGACGAAUUGGGGUAUCUAUUCAAAUCCGACCAAAUGACCAAUGUUGAAGCAGGAAGUAUAGAAGACUUGUCAAUCAGAAGAUUCGUGAAACUGUGGACCAAUUUUGCUAAAUAUGGAAAUCCAACGCCAGAUAAGAAACAUGUGAACAUCAUAUGGAAACCUGUAGAGGAGGAUAAAAUUCACUUUCUGAAUAUUGGGAAAGUAUUGGCAUUGGGAGAAGAUCCAGAAAAAGAAAGGAUGGAAUUUUGGAAAGAAAUAUUUCAGUACAGUCCUGUGACAGAAAAAUUAUUACCUUAGUUGUUCAUUCUAAGGAGAAAAAUAUUUCAC